UCUCCCUUGCUGGCCUAAGGGCUACAGCUGAAGGGAAAGCCAGGCGGUGGGCAGGGAGCAGGAGUGCCUGAAAGUAGGGAGAUCUCCCACUGAGCUUCCUUAGCUGGCUCCCUCAGGCAAGCAGGGACCUGGCACCCAGUGCAGCUGCUCCCCACAGGCCCUGGGUGCAUCAGGACACAAGUGGUCCAAUGGCUUCCCCUGCCUCAGAAUCGGCUAGAAACUGUGGUGGCAGCAGGUUUCCAGCCGCUGCUGCUCCCCGCCACCUCGGCAUCCCUCACAUUCUGGGAAUGAGCACUAGAAGGCAGGACUGCCCCCAGCCAAGAUGGCCACUGCAAGCUGCUGCUUCCCCACGCUCCUGGCUGGAGCAGGAUAGGAGCAGUCCUGGGGAUCCUCUGCUCCUGGCUCAGCCAGAUAGUGGGGGCAGUGAGCAGGCAACCCCCGGUGGACAGUGCGCUGGAGUCACGCUGUAUGGAGAGACUACCUGCUCCAGGGUCUCCAAAAAGCACCUGGCUGGUGCUGCUGCCCUGGCCUGCUCUGCCCAUGCAGGGGUGGGGAGGGGGGCACUGCUGGCAUGUCCUGCACCCCCCCCCCUUUUCCAAAUUCCUGGAUCCACUCAUGGCCCCCAGCCCUUCCCACUUGGAAGUCAGAGGCUCACCGCACCCUUCAGUAACGUUACGGGAACUCGUGCCUCAAGUGCAGUAACCCGAUGGAUGGGCUCUUAUGCUCAGGUGGACGUUUCCCUUGUGGAUCAGCAGCUGUGAUUUGGAUCUCAAAUUUGAUGCGAGAUUUCAAUUUGAUCGCUGGAGCUAAUUACAUGUGUUCCCAUAGUUAAAAAAUUUCCACGUGGAGUAUAGCUGUUGCAGCGAAGGACACAUUCAAAUGCCAUUGCUGGAUUUUAUUAAAUACAGCUCCUGGCAUAUGGCCCCCAAACAGGUUGGUUUUGCCACCGGGUUCCAAAUCCUGGUAACGACAAACCCUGCCACUCCUUGAAACAUCAGGGGAAAAUAUUUAGUCCUGUGAGCUCCGGCUUGGCUACCGCCCUCCUGCACGUGUGGAAACUCAUUUCUUAGCACAGGGGAUUGAAGAAUGAAUGAUGGGCCGUCUCCGCUCCUCUGCCGUUUUAAUUCAACUCCGCCGCCGACUCCCUGUGCCCUUGAACAAACUUCAUUGCUUAGUAAGGGGACGUGCUGGCAGUAAGAGGGGACGUGGUAGUGGUCUUUGAAUGCUUGAAGGGCUGCUGUAAAGAAGACGCCAGGGGAGUUGUGGACUUUCCAUCACGGGGGUUUCAAGAAGAGCUUGGACAGCCACUGGCGGGGGGUGAUGUAGGUGCAGGGAUGCCGGUGGUUAUGGGGACUUCCCAGGCUUCUGGGCUUUGCCCUUUGUCCCCUCUCCCCCUUUCGCUACAUGUCAGGGGGCUUUUAAGCUUCCCUCAGAGGCACUGGGUUUUGGCUGUAGCCAAGGCUGGGGAUGCUCCUGCUGGGACUCAAGCCUAGGUGGUCCUGGCUAGUGGGUCUUGCUCGUCCACUUGGGGUCAGACUGAUGCCACAUUUGGGGUCAGGAAGGGAUUUCCCCCCACGCUCAGACUGGUACGGACUCUAGCGGGGGCACGUCCUCUGCCCGAGCGGGUAUGAACAACCCUUACAGCAGCAGGGCGCUGGCCGCCGGGCCCCCCCUGCUUUCCCUGGGGCAGGUUCGGGUGCGACGUCUCGUGCGAGGGUUGACACCCAUUUUGCUUCGAGGCCGGACCGUGGUCUUGUGCGGGCCGGUUUGGGCAGGGCCGACUGGACGUGACCCCGGCGGCCCCGUCCACCCUGCUCCUUUCGGGCCUUCGCGUCCUUGCCCCCUCGGCAGCCGGUGCCACCCUCAGGCCUUCCUCUUCCUGCCCCCGAAGCAGCUGGGCCGGCCCCAGGAGGCCCCCAGAGCACGGGAGGAGAUGGGGCACCCUCUCCUGCACCCCCACAGGCACCCCCAGGCCCAGGCGGGCGCAUGCCACCAGCCCCAGAGCGGGGUGGGGGUCCCGGGCCCCGGGAGCGGGUGGAGAGAGGAGCCUGGACAGGUCUCCGGGGUGGGGCUGCCUAGUGGUUAGAGCCUCCCACGUUGGGGGGGGAGGCUGGAGCAGGAGAGGCCGGAAGUGGGGGGAAGAACUACAUGUCCCACAACCCCCCGCGGCGGCGGCGUCCAUAGCAACGGGAGACGGGCCGGGAUGGGGCAGGAUUACUACGGGGCGCUGGAGCUGCCCCGCAGCGCCAAGGACGCGGACAUCAAGAAGGCCUACCGCAAGCUGGCCUUGAAGAACCACCCUCUGAAAAGCAAAGAGCCGUGGGCCAAGGAGAAGUUCAGGCAGAUCGCAGAGGCCUACGACGUGCUGAGCGACCCGGUGAAGAAGGGUGUGUACGACAAGUUUGGAGAGGAGGGUCUCAAAGGCGGCAUCCCUCUGGAGUUUGGGACGGAGAACCCCUGGACCGUGGGCUACGUGUUUCAUGGCAACCCCGAGAAGGUCUUCAAGGAGUUCUUUGGAGGAGACAACCCCUUCGCUGAGUUCUUCGCUGAAGAUGGCUUGGAUGCGAUGGUGGCCUUCGGCGGGCUGCGAGGCCGCGGCGUGGCCAAGCAGGACCCCCCGAUCGAGCGGGACCUCUACCUGUCGCUGGAGGACCUCUUCUACGGCUGCACCAAGAAAAUUAAGAUUUCCCGCAGGGUGAUGAACGAGGACGGUUACACAUCCACCAUCAAGGACAAGAUCCUGACCAUCGACGUGCAUCCGGGCUGGAAGGCGGGCACCAGGAUCACCUUCGAGAAGGAAGGAGACCAGGGCCCGAACAUCAUCCCGGCAGACAUUAUCUUCAUUGUCCGCGAGAAGCUGCACCCCCGGUUUAGGAGGGAGGACGACAACCUGCUCUACGUUGCCAGCAUCCCCCUCGGGCAGGCCCUGAUCGGCUGCACAGUGAGCGUGAAGACGCUGGACGAACGGCUGCUGAACAUUCCCAUCAACGACAUUGUCCACCCCAAGUACUUCAAGAUCGUGCCGGGCGAAGGGAUGCCCCUGCCCCAUGACCCCACCUGCAAAGGGGACCUCGUCAUGUGCUUCGACAUCUGCUUCCCCCGGCAUCUCACCCCGGCCAAGAAGCAGCUCCUGCGGCAGGCACUCCUGAGCUGAGACGGAGCCUCAUGUCUGUCUCCAUCCCCGCUCCCCAGAGGAAUAAAGCCUUCUGGCUACUUGUACAGCU
Molecule: messenger RNA, 3224 nt
Organism: Alligator sinensis (Chinese alligator)
Lineage: Eukaryota; Metazoa; Chordata; Crocodylia; Alligatoridae
Gene: DNAJB13
Product: DnaJ heat shock protein family (Hsp40) member B13
Exons: 8
Coding region: 2204-3154 (316 amino acids)
Cellular component (GO): cytosol
Molecular function (GO): protein-folding chaperone binding
Source: RefSeq, a predicted model, not a curated record